AUGUCAGCCGCACCAAUCGCCUCUACCUCCUCCGCCAUCGAUCCAGCGGAAGCCAGUACCUCCAGAUCCGCGCUUGGAAAGCGGAAACGCCUCCCAGCAUGCGACUGCUGCAAGAUGCGGCGUUUGAAGUGUGAGCCGGUCCCGCCUCCUGGGAGCUGUCCGAGGUGUAAGGCGACGGGCGUGGUGUGCACGACGACGCCGACGGUCAGGAAGAAGGCGGCUGGACGGACGGGGAAGAGGAUUGAGGAGGCUAAGGCGACAUUCGGCACGGCAGAUCCCGACGCGCCCGACUUUAUGGGCGCAUCAAACACGCCUUGGCUUCCGCUGCCCCAAAGUGGCUCCCUACCGACCUCCGUCCAGCCCCCGUCGCUCUCGAACGAGUCGACUGAGAACCAGCUAUCGAAGCAGGAGAUAAGCAGCGCGCUCAUCUCGCAUCUCCUUGAGUUAUAUCAAGCCCUACCGCAGUCCUGGCUGCCCAUCGGCGUACGAGGGAAGGUGUUCUCGCAAUUCGAGGCGGCUGGCCGCCAACUCGAUGCACUGAGUCCUGAUACCGAGGUCCUCGCUCGCGUUACGAUCGCCCUGACCUCCCGCCUCUCCUCCCAUCCCGCUCUCUUCGGCCCCGGCUCUCCCGUCCCGGCCUACGAAACCCUCACGACCUCGUACCUCGAAUCGCAUCCCGAUCUGCGACAGUACGGCAAGCGGCGACAAGCGGUCUGCGAGCAGUUGCGGCGAGAGGCGGUCGAGCUUGCUUGGCGGAGAGGGACGCUGGCUGUUACAAGCGAGGAGAACAUGGCGAGCUGCUACCUGCUCGAGCUGCUGGAAGGAAGAAACGAUCCAGUUGCCGGCAAGCCCUACGGCAGCGCAUUCGUCUCGCACCUCCAGACCAUCCUCAACGGUCAGGACGCUCCCGGCGCGACGAUGAAGAUUGUCAACAUGUCGCUUGCAUGGAGCGCGCUAAUCAUGCGAGAAGCCCUCCAAGCCGCGAACGCCGGCCGCACCUCGCACUUCACCGCGACAGAUGACCUCAUUCUCUGCGGCGAAGUCCCACGCUCGAUCGAGGAAACGCUGCUCGAGUCGGUCGAGGACGUGGACGUGCGAGACUCGGUUCGGCUGUUCUUUGCGCCUAUGCGGCCUUACACAUAUCAUUGCGCUCGACUGGCGCGGGAGUGCGGCGAGAAGAUCACUGGCACCGCCGCCCGACGCCAGCCAUUCUCGGAGCAGUACCUCGCCAAGUACCUGACGCAGCUCGACCACCUCCUCCACCUUUUCGCCCUUCUCGAGUCCCGCAUCGCCUUCGUCCUCUCGCCCGCUGCAACUUCCGCCCACUCCCUUCCCGCACCUUUCGAGACCGAGCGGCAGUUCAUCAUGCGAGCGUGCCUGCACACGCUCGGUCUCGCAUGGUCGUCGCUCUCUCUCCCCGUCCACCUCGAGCUGAACCGUCGCAUUGCCGAAUUGCGCGAUCCACCGCCGGACCACCAAUCGGCUUCGCACCUCCAGCCCAGCCGGAAACGGACGCUUGAGCGCCUUGAGCUGCUCAGGAAGCAGGUCGAGCAGGUUACGCUCAAGGCUGCGCGGAUGGUCGCCCAGUGUGUGCACGAGGCGCCGAGUUUGGCGUUCCUCGUACAGCUGUCGGGCGAGAACUUGGACAAGUGGGUCAAGGUCCUUGUUGACGCGAAGACCGUGGAGGAGGGUGGAGCAGGCAUCACGAAGGAGGAGAGGGAGCAGGACUUGCGCUGGAUCCUGCAAGGGCUGAAGACGAUGGGUUGGUCUUGGACGGACCUCGAGGGUCUGACGUCCACGAUUGAGGAGGCGCUUGGCGGUGCUACGCUCGAGGACGCGCCGCAGGAGGAGGCGGACCCGGCCAGCCCGCAGCUGUUGCCGGAGACGACGAUGUCCGACUUUGCGAAUGGCAUGUUCGCUACUGCACCAUCCGCAGCAUCCGCAUUCGACUUCGCCUCGCACGCACAAGCACAGGCGUCGACUUCGGCCGCCCAGCCUCCUCCGCCUGCACAGCCGGCUUUCGCCUCAACGUCGAACGCACCCGCCGCGCCACUUCCCGACCUCUCUACGCUUGAGUCGCUCUUCGGCAGCGCACCCGCACCCGCCGACCCGCCUCCCGGCCUGCCCGACCUCUCGACCCUCAUCUCGCUGUACUCGUCCGGCGCGCUCAACCCGAUUCUGACUACGCUCAGCGGCACGAUGGACGUCAACACGCUCGCGUCGCAGUACUUCGCCGGGACGCUUAACGUCAAUGCGUUGCUGGGCACGCUCGGAGGCGGAACGGCCGGGAUGGGCGAGGCAGCGAGCGCUUCUCCCGCGCCCUCCGGCGCUGGCGCUGGAGACGGAUCGAUGGCCGAGUUUGACCUGGCCGCCUUCUUGGCUGAGCCGGCGUUUGGGAUGCCCAGUCCCGGAGGAUUUGGGGGCGGAGGAGCGGGGGGAUCAGGCGAAGCGGGCGGUACUUCAGGUUGA
Rhodotorula toruloides NP11 is the source of this 2469-nucleotide messenger RNA. Its product is annotated as Zn(2)-C6 fungal-type transcription factor. Gene Ontology annotation, molecular function: DNA-binding transcription factor activity, RNA polymerase II-specific; zinc ion binding. The record is from RefSeq and is a predicted model, not a curated record. The coding region runs from base 1 to 2469 and encodes 822 amino acids. The transcript is spliced from 8 exons. Gene Ontology annotation, biological process: regulation of DNA-templated transcription. Lineage: Eukaryota; Fungi; Basidiomycota; Microbotryomycetes; Sporidiobolales; Sporidiobolaceae.